AUGGAUGCUGUCCCAGGCAGGAAGGCUUCCAAGGCAACAGCCUCGGCCCCUGAUCCCACAUACUGCCAGCCAUGCGCAGAAGACAGUAAACAAAUACUUCCCGAAGCCUUCUGUCCCGACUGCAAGGAGUUUCUGUGUUCCACAUGUGCCCGAGUACACAGAAACAUGAAGCUGACCAAGAGCCACGUCCUCCAAGACAAGAGCAGUAUGCCAUCCUCAUUCCGUGGCGCAGAGAGUGGGGAGGAGAAUUUUAAAGAAAAAUGUCAGCGCCAUGCUAAAGAGUUCAUAAAAUACUUCUGUCCGAACCAUGACGAACUCCUGUGUGGAGACUGCGUAGUUGAGAAAAUGCAUCGCUCCUGUAAUAUUGACAAGAUUUCGCAAGUGGCGAAACGAUACAAUGAAGGCGCGGAAUACAACAGUCUGAAGACAGGACUUAACCAGAUGAUCGGUGACAUUGGCGAGCUAUUUAACAAAAUAACGGCGAGCACGAAAUCAAUUGAUGAAGAAGGUCUUACCAAUAUCAACGAGCUUCGCAAGUUCAGAAAUGUAAUUAACCAAUACCUUGAUAAAAGGGAAAGAGAACUUCUAGCAGAAAUUGAAGAGAAGAAAAGGAAAUCCAAGUUGCUUCUAGAUGAACAGAAGUCGAAAUGCCAAGACAUGAAAACUAUCUGUGAUAACUUUAUAUCCAACCUUCAAACCCAAGAGUCCAACAACAUCCAGCUGUUCAUUUCAGCAAGAAAGGCCUUGAAAGAGCUGACCAGUCUCCAAACAACACUGAAUGACGUCUGCAACAAGAGCAGAGUUCCCCGGUACCAAUUUCGCAGGGAUCCAUCUACUGAACAGUUGUUGGCCUCCAUCACAGCGAUAGGUAGAUUGGAAAAGAUGGAUUCAGCUUCAACUAGUGAGCAGCAGAACCGGCAACAGGAACUUAAUCAGCAACAACAGCAACAAGCAGCACUGGUACACUCGACACCCCUGAAAGGAUCACGGAUGCAGAACGGCCAGUAA
Messenger RNA from Mya arenaria, 1008 nucleotides. Its product is annotated as transcription intermediary factor 1-alpha-like. Gene Ontology annotation, molecular function: zinc ion binding; ubiquitin-protein transferase activity. The transcript has 2 exons. Gene Ontology annotation, cellular component: chromatin; nucleoplasm. NCBI's taxonomy places the organism in Eukaryota, Metazoa, Mollusca, Bivalvia, Myida, Myidae. The record is from RefSeq and is a predicted model, not a curated record. The coding region runs from base 1 to 1008 and encodes 335 amino acids. Gene Ontology annotation, biological process: positive regulation of DNA-templated transcription.